Molecule: messenger RNA, 669 nt
Organism: Ipomoea nil (Japanese morning glory)
Lineage: Eukaryota; Viridiplantae; Streptophyta; Magnoliopsida; Solanales; Convolvulaceae
Exons: 3
Coding region: 1-669 (222 amino acids)
Source: RefSeq, a predicted model, not a curated record
AUGGUCAAUUCAGAUUCUACUUUCUUCUCCCUUCUCCUUCCUACUUCUUCGUUCUUCUUCUUCCUUCUUGAUGAACAUACAGAAACCUCAACGACAUCAUCCACCGCCGACGGAGCCGGGACAGAAACCUCAACGACAGCUAAAAGUAAUGAGAUAGAUACCUGUGACAAACAGGAGAACUCAAAUGACAGCUACCGGUCCAAUGCAUCACACCAAAAUUCUGCCGGAAGUUUGAGGGAAAAUGUUAUGUUAGAUCCAACUGAUUCAAGGGCUGUUGCUACUGGAAAGGAAAAGUCUAAUCAAGUUGGUAAGAAAAAUUCUGCUCGCAAAUUUCAGUAUCAUCCUAUGGGAAAUUUGGAUGAAGAUGUAGAUCCUCCAUAUGGAUUGCAAAAGCCUAUCCAUACACAGGCAAUGGCCCCACAGAAUGCCCACUUUGGCCACUCAAAGUUUUUGAUUCAGGGGCAAUCAUCUGAUGUUCUAAGAGAUGGCAAAGGCCUGGCUGAAGUGCACUCUCAGAACUGGAGAUAUCAAUUUAUCUCGCAGGUGUUGAAGAAGGUGACCGGAGAGAUGCAGGGAUGGUUGAAGAUCACAUUGGCGGCGGUGUCGACCAGAGUUCUUGUUUCUCUGGUGAUUAUGGUUAUCCAGAAAGCAUGUUGUCGUGGGAGAUGA